Molecule: messenger RNA, 972 nt
Organism: Lobosporangium transversale
Lineage: Eukaryota; Fungi; Mortierellomycota; Mortierellomycetes; Mortierellales; Mortierellaceae
Exons: 1
Coding region: 1-972 (323 amino acids)
Source: RefSeq, a predicted model, not a curated record
AUGCGGCAUACAAAGUUCAGUUGCUUCUUUUCCAGGUCAUUGUUGGGCUCUGCUCUGUUGACUUUGAUAAUCCUCUCUUUUUCUUCCUCGGCCUUUGGUUUUAACAAUGACAAUAACAACCGCUAUAACAGCGCCUCUCCAUACUGGAAACGUUCACCUCAAGAACCACAGGCACGUCGCCCCCAUUCCCCUUACACCGAGCCCAAUAUCCCUCCUUCCAGCGAUGAACAGUUUCAGAAUGAUAGUGGCGAUGCAAGUGGCACUGAUCCUGCUUCUCCUGCCGUUGGUUCUGCAUACAAACGUAGAAGUUUGUUCCCUCAUAUCAACUACGAUAUGAUUGUGGAACUCAAACAGCAAUUGACGAACCAGCAGCAACCAAGUUCUGAAAAAGAAGACCAUCAUGUAUCUCCCUCAGGUACGGUUGCGUCGAUUGGUGAGCCCGAAAUUAAUGAGAAGACCCCAUUGGAGGAAGAUUUAGAUUUUUGGGGCCAAGAUGAAGAACGAACCUUGGUUGAUGCACAUUAUCCAUCCAUCGAUUUGUUUGAUGCCGAGGACGAAGAGUUGUUUGAACUGGGUGAGGAUGGUAUCUUGCGUGCGGUUACCCGUGGUGAUGGUGAUGGUGAUGAGGUUGAGAAUGGGGAUGAAGAUGAGCGUCAUCGCCGUAACCGCAUCAAUAUCUCACUCACAGGCAGCAUCCACGAUGAGGAUGAAGAGCGUCAUGAUCAGGUUUGGAUGGUCGACGAGUGGGAAGAAGAGCUUGAAGGUGAUAUGGACGAGCUCAUGGACUGGGUUGAUGAUAAUGAAGACCUAAUCAACCAUCUACCAAAGCCCAAGAGCGAGAAGCCAUUGUCAGCUAUGGUCAUGGGCUCUCAACGCCCCCGUGACCGUGAAUCAUUGAUCAAUAGUGCUCUCAGGGAUGAAGACGAGGCCAGUCCUUUUCAGCGCCUCUUUUCUGAAUCCUGGCUUUUCUGA